Ananas comosus (pineapple) is the source of this 813-nucleotide messenger RNA. RefSeq lists its product as uncharacterized. Lineage: Eukaryota; Viridiplantae; Streptophyta; Magnoliopsida; Poales; Bromeliaceae. The transcript is spliced from 3 exons. Bases 1 to 813 code for a protein of 270 amino acids. The record is from RefSeq and is a predicted model, not a curated record.
AUGGGCACGGAGGGCAACGUCUUAGACAAGGCCAUGUCUCGCAAAGCCAAACUUCUUGAGGGCGCUUCGUCUGGAGCUGCCCAACAGACACGCAAACUGACUCGUAGGAAGAUCAAAUCGAAGAGCAUCCUCUGCGGCAUCAAACUCUCCGACGAGGAGUCAGCCCACCUCCGCAUGUUCAUGUCUGCAGACAUCGAGCAGUGUUUGUACAAUGCUAAGGUGGCUAUCCUCGUCAACGGUACACCAUCUAAUUGGUUGAAAGUUCGAAAGGGGCUUAGGCAAGGAGAUCUCCUCUCCCCCUUCCUUUUCCUGCUGGUCACUGACUGUCUCGCACGGAUGACUGAAACCGCCAGAGCAAACAAACUCCUAUGCAGCAUUGGACCUUCUGCUGAUUGCGAAACCAUCCUUAUCCAAUAUGCCGACGACACAAUAUUCUUCUGCGAACCUAGAAAAAACACUUUGCGCAACCUACGGUUCAUUUGGAAGCUAUUCGAAUGGGCAUCGGACCUUAAAAUCAGCAGAGACAAAUCGAAAUUCUACUUAGGUCUCCCCCUUCACUCCAAGAAGUUCAAGAAGGUGGACUGGACCCCUGUCAUCAACCGCAUCGACAAGCGGAUUGAAGGUUGGAAGGCAAAGCUACUAUCUCUAGGGGGAAGACUAACUUUAGUCAAUUCAGUCCUAACGAACUUGCCUCUGCACUACUUUACCGUCUUUAAGGUCCCCCCAUGGGUUAUUCAGAGCAUUGAGGCCCUGCGCAGGGCCUUCUUUUGGAAAGGAUGUAACAAAAUCAACCGGGAGGGCUUGCUUAGUUAA